UGACAAAGCGCCUUGCCGUCCCAGCGAUUCCAUUUUCGAACGUCGUCUGUUUCUUUGGCCUUGCUCCUCCAUCACACCUGCUCAUAUCCUCUUGCCGCCUCGUCUUGUCGCCUCGUCUUGUCGCCUCGCCCAGUCGUAUCGUCCUGCGGUCCUGUCUUGCUCCCGAACCAUCGCCUUUGAUUCUUCACUAUCAGCGUCUUCCAAAUGGCCGAUUCUGCUUCCGCCUGGCCCGAAAUCCCCGAGGUCGAGUUCCUCACAAAAUACUCCAACAUCUCAAAGGAAGAGGCCCUUGCUCGCAUCGAGCAGGUCAAGGACGCCCUGCGCCGCGACGGCCAACAUCUCUACAAGUGCAUCGAGCAUGGCACCUUUGGCAACUCCAAGAUCAACCGCCACCCUUUCUACCGCCAGCUCCUCGAGCUCUCGCGCUCGCCCGACUUUCGCUUCCUCGAGCUCGGCUGCUGCUUCGGCGUCGACACCCGCAAGCUUAUCCACGAUGGCGUCGAUCCCGCCAAGCUCUCAGUCUCGGACCUCAGCGACGUCUACUGGAACCUCGGCCGUGAUAUCCUCUUUGCCGGCGAUGAGCCCUCGGUCGAACGGGUCUUUGGCGACUUUACCACCGCCGAAUCCUCGUCGGACCUGCCCCACAUCGUCUCUGCCCACGGAUGGGUCGAAAAGUUUGACGCCGUCUCGGCCUUUGCCAUUCUGCACUGCCUCUCCAAGGAGCAGACCGAUCAGUUCCUGGUGAACUGUUUCCAGAGUCUCAAGUGGGGCGGCAACCUCAUCGGCUGGUGUGUCGGCACCCUGAACUCUGCCGGAUCCACGACGAACGUCAUGACUCCCACCAAGGGCUUGCCCGGUCGAGAGGAGCGCCCUCGCUUCCUCCACACCGCCGACUCGCUGCUGCUGUAUCUGCAUAGCAUUGGUUUCUCUCAGGUCCGAGUGACGGUGUCCCUGAGACACAUCCCUGGUGCCGACAACGCCAGCUAUUUUGGCGAGCUGAAGCCCAGCUUCCUCGUCUUCAGCGCCACGAAGCUCAAGAAGCCCGCUGCCUAGACGGCAUCAGGGUUCCCCACACGAGAACGGCUGAGCUCCUCGUGGAUAGUGCCGCUGCUCAAAGGCCGCUGCUUUUGUUGUUGACCACACCAUCACUGUGCAGCAAGACAAGCGCUAUGAACAAGACUUUGAUGUAUCCAUCGCAGGA
Polychytrium aggregatum is the source of this 1201-nucleotide messenger RNA. RefSeq lists its product as uncharacterized. The transcript has 2 exons. Bases 205 to 1053 code for a protein of 282 amino acids. Lineage: Eukaryota; Fungi; Chytridiomycota; Chytridiomycetes; Polychytriales. The record is from RefSeq and is a predicted model, not a curated record.